CUCUUAAGCCGGAACCUUGGGGAAAGUCAUUCGCCUUGGAGCACACGUUUAUGUCGCGGUUUCUAUCACCAAACUACUGUCUUUUCACCCACUCUAGCUUGGAUUAAAUCCAAAAUUAUCGAAAUAGACCUCUUUUAGUCGACCUUUGAUAGAUUGAGCUUUCAUCUGUCCAAAAAAUGAAAACUUUCCAGAAAUGUCCUUGCGUGUCCCACGGAAAAGCAUGUCUAUUUACAGAGUAUUGGUGUGGUAUUGUUAUUGACCUCAAGUCCGUAAAUGCUGGAAUAUAAAUUACGUAUCACGAGAGCAAGGCAAAUAUUCAAGACACUUUUACAUCGAUGACAACUGUGUAGUAUUGACUGGUGGGUGUUUCAAGCUUUCAUUAACCAUCUUGUUAAACAAAAUAUUCUGUUUACAUGUAACUCGCUGGCAGUCAACAGAAAACUGUAAAUAGUUGGAAUAUAUAGGUAAGUCUACAAUUUAACAAGUCACGGUAUUAUAAAGUUUUUUAUCUUCAGGCGUGUCACUAAGAGCUCUGAUGAAACCCAGAGAAAAGUUAUGGGUUAACAGGGUGCAUGGUAAACCGCGCGCAGAAGAACUAAUAAAGACCUAACUAAUUUUUUCCUCUUCCGAAAGGCGGUCGACUCUUCUCCCCUGAAAAUACCACUGCAAUUAUCACGGGCGAGGAUUUAAGAUGAUGAUCCGUUUAUGAAAAUUUACCGCGAUGACAGCCCAUCGCCAAAAUUAGCGAAGGUUAAUUGAUGUGUAGUAGUUUCCAUUUCUGACAAUUGUCGAUCUUUGUUAGAUUGCAAUUUAUACGUUUCAUCCUUCGCUCUUUUCCGGUGAAAGGCGCUUUUCUUUUACCGGCCUGUAGGAAGGGAUUUGCCAGAAGAUCCUUCUUGUGUACAAGUUUAAUAUCUAUGCAAAGUGGUAGUAAACCGUUACACUGAGAAUAGUUGUAGGGAGAGGUAUUGGAUAACUUAUUUCUGCUUUUAUCAAAAUGAUCAUGUUUACAAAAACAAAUUUAUUGGAUUCACAAACUAUAUGAAUUGUCUUGACUUUGUUUUUGUUAUAUAUUCGAUGGGCCGAUCAUUAAGAAGCACCUUGUGCUCCAGUUUAAGAUUGUUGCUUGAAUGUAAGACAUUGUGUUAACUGGAGUUCUGUUUGUCAUCGUUAAGAAUCGAAGAGAGCAAAUGAUGCGAGAACUAAUAAAAUUCGGAUUUGAUUUAAUUUCCGGGGAAACUCUUUGUGGUACAAUUCGCGCGGAGAGUAGAUCUUAAUCCCUCCGAUUUCACUUCUUUUUUUAUGACCUAACUGUCACUUUUUAUUGCCCGAAAUUUCAAAACAAUGUCAUUUCAAAAUCGAUGGCGUCCUCACAAGUAAUAUGCACAACAAGUGAAUAGUGUUUAUACGAAUUUGCUUCGGUGAAAAGAACUCUUACAACAACGCCGUAGAAUUAGUGUGUUCAAAGGAAUUCGUGGGUAGAGGAUACACAUUUUCUCCAUCAACUAAAAUCGAAAAAAAAUGAGGUGGAUUUGGCUGAGUGAAUUACAAAACUGUGAAAUGAAGCCACGAAUGCCAAUUUAAAAAUUAACAGAAAUCAGAAAUCAAAUAGGUGCGCGGUAUCCAGUAUUUAAACAUGAUAUAGCUGCAAAUAUAAAUAUUGAAAUUUACCAUUGAUGGUUGAAUCAUUACCUGUGGAGAGACAAACGUUUUAUAUGAUGUCCUCUUUCACGCACUGAAAUCGAUCUAGUUAAUUACGACUAAUAACUUGCCUUCCUCCGAUAGUCGGAAUCAUGAAAGGCCACUGACAAACUUAAACUGAUGCAAGCUUUUGUCUUGACAGCGAUGAAUACAUUUUAGAAUUGGUCACAAGUAAAAGGAUAUAUUCGUUUCUAGUGUAUAUUAAAGUCAUUGAAACUAGUUCUAUUGUAUCGCUCCAUGGUAUUGUAACGUUGUGAACGCUCAGAGUUUUUUCUCAGAGGUUAGUGUCUGGCGAACGUUGAAUGCGUUCGAAAUUUUCCUUUUAAAUGCAAAUAGAACAGAAUGAAAUAAUUGGCAAAAUAUUCUCUUCUUAGUUUAUUACACCGUUAAAGUGGUGCAAAUUAGAGUUGAUGAGAUCGUUCACAAUAUGCUGUUGAAAUAAACACUCUGGAUAAUUUGAAUUUAUUGAACGUGAUUUUAAUAACAGUUGCCUUUUGAAGGGUUUUAGAACAGUGCGGCAAAAAUUUUCGGCCGCAGCAUCUGGAAAAGAUCCCCGCCUCUUUUGAUUAAAAUAACAAAACUCUAUCUCCUCAUGGCCUUCUAAGUUUAAUAUACAGGGAUAAAGGCAAUUAUAAGACUUAAAAAGAAACAGGUAAACUGCGAUGCAUUCGAGAGGAACAGACUGAAAAGGAGUAAAAAAACUGUGCAAAUUUCUUAACUCGUUGGCUUAGCGUAAGGAGGUAACUGGAUGAGACAGGUCUCUUGCCGUGAGACUCUAACGAUGUUAAUGUUAUAUUAACCUUUUCCUGCGGGAUACCGCAUACAUUUUGUGCUAAAUCAUGCUCCCUUCUUGCACUCCAUUGAUUUUGUUUUCAUUCCAGAACUCGCAAGGAUUUAAACAGUCUUGAUCCUCACGACAGCACAAACCAGUUCGCGAUUAGAUCCUCCUUCUCGCCAAGAAGUUGCAUUUGAACUCUUAAUUGCUGGUAAGUUAUACUGAAGUUAUUAUUAUUCGUCAUUCACACUAUGGCCUCUCUUCUGACAUGAAGCAAUUUUGAUUUCUAAAAUUUCACUGAUCCUCCGGGAUUUAUCGAUGUACAUACUACAAGCAAUCUUCUUUUAAGACAGCCUUAUUUAUACAUUUUCAUUACUGUAUUAACCAGUGUUACAGAAUAAGCCACUAAAGCUAUCGGAAGCCUUUGACUACGAUAUCAACAUCAGAGACGAAAGUGCAAGUAGACAUGAUAGUUACAAUCAGCGCAUCUUGUGUUCUCUCCGCUCCAUGAAAAGCAAACCCGGCUAAACGUACUAAGUAACAGUGGCACAACUUUGUUUUAUUUUGAGAUAUAUCUCAAGAAGACCAUCACUUUAUGUGCUAGGUCUGUAUUUGCGCGCUUGAAUGGUUUCUGUUCGCUACAAAACAAUAUGAGACGGCCAUCGAGAGCGGAAAAUCGAACGAAAUCACUUCCUUACAAGGGGCGCGCUAAGUACUUUUCGAUCGCGAUUUAGCGCUGAGCGCAUUGUCUAGCUAAAUCGUAUUUUACCUGCCUGUUUAUCGGCUCGUGGGAGGGACGACUUCUUCGCUUAGACAAGCAUGGAAUUCUGGACAAUUUACAGCAGCUUAUUGCACGACGUGGAAGUCAAUAUCAUCACGUCAUGCUGAGCUAACACCGCCUCAGUUCAAGGACCUUAAGAAAAAUUCUUAACAAUAAACUCUUUGUUUCUGCCAAUCUGUGGUAUGAUAGGGAAAUCGCGAUGCACACACUAUUAAGAAAACAUUCCCUUCAUAAACUGUCGUGUAUGAAAGUCAGCUAUUCCUUUAGGCUCUUCAGUAAUAGGAUAGAAACGAAAUAAUCCAUCGAGGUGAAAGAAAGAUCACCAAACGCUUUCAAAAACCAAUUAUUCCGAUAAUAAGGGAUUCGCGAAAUCCCACAAGGUGUUUCCAUCCGCACAGGCUUCUAAUAUGUAGAGGUUAUAAUCAGAGUCCUAGCAGCAUUUACUCUUAGUAUAUGCUCUUAGAAAAUAACACACAGCUAAGCGUUACAAAACUGGCGAACACGCUUAAGCUCACGUAGAUGGUAGUCAUUUUCGCGGCUCGUAACAGACAGACACCCAAUAACGAUUAGCAGAGAGUUAAAGGUGACCUUUUCCAGGCUCGUCUGUUUUUAUCUUUCCUGUUAUACUUGUACAAGAAAUAAUGUGAGGGAAAGUUACCAUGUUUCUAGAUCAAUAUUUGUGUUGGGAUUGUGUAUUUUUACAGUUUUAUGUUUAAUUGUGAGUGCCAUCUCAAGUGUAAGAGUUGUGUUUACUUUCACUCCAUUUUGGCAGCAUGAUCGACAUGAUACAAAGCUUACAAGAGGUAAUUUUGAAGCAUCUUUAUCUCUGAAAAAACAUUGAUCAUUAUUUGCUACAUAACGUCUCUCGAGUGCAGCCUAUCACGGGCAAAUAGUCUUAGCCCAACGAAAGACGUUUUCAUCCCUUCUAUCGAUUGACCCAAUCGCGCGUGUUGCACGGAAAACAUAAAUUUAAGUACUGUUUAUAUAAGACCGAUUAUCGAUCACGAACUCAUAGACUUGAUGUUAAAUAACAAACCCGCUGUUUAAAUUUCGUUUUGAUUCGGCUCUUCCUGCUCAUAAAAAGAGACUGGCAAAUGUGUGAUCCAACCAUAUUUUUUUAGCACAGGAUAAACAAAGAGGCAGCAGAGAAGGAAACUAUUUAGUCAUCUCAGCAGGAGGGAGGGUGUUUUGAAGUAAUGUUUGAUUUCCACCAGGAAUUUUUAGCAUUGCCCCCUUACGAAGCGGUUUUCAGCGGAAGCUUAUCAAACGAAACUUUGUUUUCUUUUUGUCAGCGCUCCCGUCAAGCAUCGCCAUGAGUUUUCUUAGAUUUCAGUUCGCUCUAUGUGCGUGAAAUUGAUUGAAAAACCACAGAUCGAAGACCUCUUAAUCCGGAAACUCGGCCAGCAAGACAAACACGCGUGCAAGCAUUUUUUCUCACAGUUUUCUAAAGAGGGAAAAAUAAGGUUCACGUUUUCUAGAAGGUUGUCGUUUUCGCAAUUGCGAGAAAAAAUCGCAUAGCGGUUUUGUUGCAGUUGUUUUCGUUCACGGUAAUAAAGCAGGAAGUGGCAUUCCGUGUUCAGAUUUGCAGUCCCUGAGAAGUUUUCUAUUUGUCUUUUGUGUUUUAUCUUCUGAAACUCUCGAAACUUCAGUGUUUCCGAUACGCUUAAUUGUUAAGUUUUCACAUUUGAUCGAGGAUAUUUUAUCUUUGCGCGUAAAAAUAUUUAAUUCUCAAAUAUUUCCUUUUCAUUUCAAGACAAAUCCACUUUAUGCGCGUGUUAUCAAGCAUGUUUUAUUGCGCUCUCUUUUAAUAAAACACACUUUUUUUGUUAAACUUGAAAGUAAAAUGUGUUUUAUUGAACGAUUUGUUUGAAUUGUUUUGUCCAACAGUGAUAUGCCUCUCACACAAGUGAAAGGGACAAAUAGAAACCUUUCAUCAAAAUUUUUAUUAAUCUGUAAGGCUGAUCUGUGAGAAGCUUAAGCUUCCCUAGCUGUAAAAGCGUUUGUGAGGAACUCUUUCCUUAAUUAGUUAACAAAAGCGAAUAGAUUUAACAAAGGGUAUUCAAAGACGAAUUUCUUUAUUAAAGACCUUUCCGAACCAAAUAAAAAAAAAAGACUUGGGUAUGAUUCAUGCGAAAAAAGUACCGAAGAAUUCAAAGAAAAAAAAAAUAAUUGUUAUUAGUAGAGUCAGUAUACUUUUAUGAUUGGGUCAGCUGAUACAAAGUCGAUAAGCAAAAUAUAACUUUGACCUUCUAGGUAACAAGUUGAGCUGGUUUUCUUCUUGUUCUUGGUAACAGUGAUUUUUUUAUCUAAAACAUUUCGCUAUCAUAGUUUGAAGCUAGAUUUCCAGCCAUUUUUAAUAUGCAGCUUUUCCAGGGCUGGUUUUGCUAUUUAAAAUGCAACCCACUUUGUUUACAAAGGGUGGUGUAUCGCAUUCUGUUCCCAUGUUUCCAAUAUCUUGAGCUUAAAGGCAAGACCAAAUCUAACAGUCUUAAAAUUAAAACGAUAAUUAGUCCGCGUUUGGUUUUAAUUGAAAAUCCUUUGAAUUUGGGCAAGCGAUGAAUUAUUCGUUCUUCUGUGACGUAAGAGGAGAUAUUUAUCAUUUCUUUGGGCUUCUAUUGUGUGCAAUUGCAAAUACAACGGACGAAUAAAAGGAUCAUAACUCCUUGUGCGUCUUUCAAAAUUAACCUUUACGCAAGGCCGCCAAUUCUCAGUUGUGUCAUUUCAGGCAAUAUACCAUCGUCAAACAAUUUGAGUUAAGCCAGCCUUUCACUAAACUAGGCUGUCAGUGGAUUAGAGCGUGCGAAUCUAUGGGACAUCCGUUUUUUCUUCAAGAAUUAAAUUAAAGGUGCAACUCUCGAAACUUAACUUCCAUAAAGAGUCCCUAGAUACAUCUUCAUCCAGGAAGCUCCUGGUGUUUUACAUGACUAGAGAUUUCUAUCGAAGGAGAUCAAAGAAAAAGAAAUGCCUUUUUCAUCGCAUCAAACCUACAACGCUUGCCUUCCCUCUCCGCGUUCCUUCUUCUCAAAAAGUUCUCUGAAUUGUUUCUUCAAGGAAACGCAAGCUUUUGAGUUUGUAAGUAAUACUUUAUGUCCAAUUCUCAACGUUCUCUCAUUACCUAAAGACUCACUCAUCAAAAUCCCAGGCUAUCAAUCGCGAUCUUUCAAUAUCUACAGGUCUGUGGUUUCCUUUCGUAAAUUAACGACACGAGUGACCGGUCACUGGGGCGCGAAAAUAUAUCCGUUGGUUCUCUCCUUUUCCAUUCUCCUUGGUAAGGAGGUUUACCGUUUAAUUAAUCUUGUAAACCCGUUCUUCACACGUGUUUCUGGCGAAAUUUAGGAUUAGGGCCUUUCAAUAUUAAUUAUUAGUUUUGUAAAACGACUUGCGAAGGGGCACAAAGUACAAAAAAUGGAGAUUUAAUCCUCUCUAAAGCUUUUUCACCGAUUUGUCUUCAUUUGUCUCUCAAGUCAUGAAGGUUAGGGAUCGUUUGACAGAUAGAUUGAUCAUAGAAUGUCCCGAUAUCAACCUUAAAUCCCUGGUAGAAGCUAGAAUUCCUUUAGAGUUUAAGACAGACUGGCACCUUCCCAAGUUACGACAACAGAAGUAUUUUGCCAACAAGCCAUCGAAAACUUUUUAAAUUUCGUUGAAAAGGAUUAUUGAUUUCAACGGCAACAAAACCGCGCAAGAAGAUCAGUGAUUUUUAACUGACCUUGUACUUAUAGAUGCCGGUACUUUUCAACUUAAAUGAUAUGUUCAGACUGCAGAAAUUCCACAACGGAAAUGUAUAAAAGCGUACUCAAAAAAAGGGUUACAAUAAAUUUUUUUGGACAAAACUAAUGUUUUAAUUGGAAUCAAGUCUUCCCUUUCCGUUUAGCAUAAGAAGUAAAAUAAUAAUAAUUUAGAAACUGUUGCUCGUAUAAUUCGGUUUUGACAGAAUUCCUUCGUAAGGCAGUGAUGAUGUGAUUGUAAAUGAAAUGUUGUCGACACUAGUUAGGUUAACUAGACACAGACAAGACACCCAGAGCAAUUUACGCCUUGUUGCUGAUGAGAUAAGAACUAAACUGGCCUGAGGAGGGUUGAAGUGGCCCAUCAUGUCGAGCACGAGUUACAGCUUUCACAUCUUUCUUUCUUCUUGUUCAACACAGUCCUAGAAUAUUGAGUAAUGCUCCUUACUUCCAGCAUAUUCCCCGGAAUAUGAGGCAUGAUCAUUAAUUACCUUGAAGACUUCUUGAGGUGACGAUAAUUAACAACAUAAAUGAAACCGCGUCUCUUUCAUUACCUUUGCAGAUUUUGUUCUUUUCUUUUGAGGAUUUUGCAUUUUUACCUUACUUAUUGAUUGAAUUUUUACUUUUUUUUCACAAGGAUUCUCUCACGAUAAAUAUCGAUCGUUCAUGACUGUUCUUUAAAUUGCGCACAGAAAGGAAAUAUUACGCCUAAUGUUUCCGAUUGUCAUAAGAAUGACCGCGAAGUAGCUUCUCGCGCGAAGAUAUGCAUGUUUUUAAUUCUCGUGACAAAGAGUCAGCUUUAAUCGACUGACUUUGUAUUUUUCACUUACAAUCAUGCGGCUUCCUUUUUGGCUACCAUUGCAAAACUAACGACCUCCCACAUUGUCCCAAAUUAGAAAAAAAGGAACAAUUAUCCUACGUUUGAUUUGGGCUCAAUAAAAGCAUUCAGCCUCGCUCGCUGCACUGAUUGGCUUGGAACGGCGGUUUCUGAGCUCUCCUGAGUUUGCCCACCUAAUCGCGUGAAUAUUUUCUCUGACCCGGGAACAAUAAUCCGGCUGGGUGUAGCUUUGACAGGCUUGUUUUUGUUACGUUGAAUUUCAGGAAGAGUGCUUUAUCAAGCGGAUUUUCUGUCCCGUCUUUCUGUAUUAAUAUCUUUGACAGGUAUGAUCUGCAGGGGGUCCCGAAGGGGCCAAAUUGGCGAAGAAGGUCGCGCGUCUAAGCCGCGAGCUGAUCAUUUCGUGUUUUCAUUUGCAUCCGCAGCACACGGCAUACAACGCACUCCAUAACUUACACCAGGAAUCCAAGAUGGCGGGUUUUCUGAAUCAUUACCCACCGUAUCCAGUCAACGGUCUAAACAUGCCUCCGCGAACCGCGGACAUGUUUUCUCCAAUGGUCGCUCCGCCGUAUGGUAGGCCUCCUUUAUUUUUAGACGCGAAAUGGGAACAAUGGUCUUGUCUUGGUCUCCACAGAACCAAAAAGCCCUCUAAGUAAAGCCUUAAUCGAAUAUAAUACUUAUCUAAGACUGGCACACCACUGGUCUCCUCACUAUGAGCCUUGUUUGGUUGUUUUGGCAUAUUUUUUGUGAGCAAUAUUCGAUCGAUCGAUUAUUUUACUCGUGCUAUUUCAGGACGUUAUUUAGUUUGGCGAGACCUCCCAGAUGUGUGGGCUUAGAACUUGUAACAAGCUCCAAGAUAAAACAAGAGCAUAUCAAAACCUUUCUCAAUCCUCCUAUCAAGGAAUGAUAAGUUAUAAAUUGAUUCCCUCUUCUUAAUAAGUUUGGGAUAGUAGUUUUAUUAAGUGAGACACUAUGGCAUCUGUUUCAUUUAUCUACCAUAGGAAAUUUCCGUGUUGUAAUUCUAGUCAUCAAGUUUGAUUCCUGUUGAGUUGGCUAAAAUCAUACCUUAUCUUGUUCAGGAAGGACAGGACGAGAUUUUUUCGCUCCCGAAGGAUUUGCGGGCGCAAAAACUAUUUAAGCUGGGCCGAUUUUCAAACGAAAAUGUGUUCUGUGAGAACAACUUUCAAUAGGGGAAGGUGAAGCAUUUUUCCACUCGAAAAACAGCCAAACUGAUUUGCAACUUUGUGUUUUGAAAUGCUCGAAACUAGAUGAUGUUAUUUCUUUAAGUGCGCUUUCUUUGAAUGAUUGCUUGGGAGUUUAAAUAAUAAAUUUACUUUAACUUCACGAGAACGGAAAUAUCGUCCCAUUGAGACGAUAAAACAACAUAAAACAUGUUAAAAAGACCACAAUGACACGGUUCCAAAUACCUUAGGAAUUUUUGCCAAAAUUCGCUACAUCGUUGCAAUAAAUAAACUCGUUUUUUCCUACUUUGGAAAUAGCUCAGUUUGUAUCGUUGCUCUUCAAAUUACAUCAAGUUAAACUCCUUUGGCAAAAAAGGGGUUGGCUCAAUUCCCCACACAGAUUGUACGCAAUUUCAACCACAAAGAAAAUCUCUUGAACAAAGUUUGAUAAAGACAAAUGACUUUCAUAAAUACAUCUGAAUAAAGCCAAAACGACUGUGUAACCAACAUGUAAACUCGUUUGCUGUGAGGGCAAAUCCUAAAGUCGAACUUUAUUGCUGUAAUAAAGAUUUCAUUGUUUUUAGAGGAUAAACGUAUUCCAGUCUUUAAAUGCUGAGCUGGAUCUAGUAUAAGCGGCAAUUAAACGAUUCAGGCAUUUUUUUGAGUUGAUGGAAAUCAAUCUUUCAGGUUAUCCAAGAAAACAAAGAAGAGAGAGGACUACAUUUACAAAAGCUCAGCUUGAAAUAUUGGAGGAACUGUUCUCCAAGACAAAGUACCCUGAUAUCUUUAUGAGAGAGGAAGUUGCAAUGAAAAUCAACCUACCAGAAUCAAGAGUACAGGUAAUUCAGUGUAUAGUUAUUUUUUUUCUCGGAGUGGAGAAUCAGUGAACAACUGCACGACUUGGAAUAUAAAUGCUUGAGUGAAGAACUGAGAUGACAGAAAAUUUAUUGGUCAAGUGAUGCGCUAAUCGGGGGCACCCAAACCGUGUCAACUUUUUCUACAAUGGAAUGUUUGAAAACUGACCACUAUAGGAAUAAUAGGGAAUGUUUGUCUUCCGUGUUCAUUUAAAAAUGACUGAACUGAACUGAGAAUAUCAUCGAAGUUUAUUCUGAAAAAAGUCUCACUUAACAAGGCGGGGCCGAUUGUGUCUAAAGUUCGAUAGGAAAGCACUUCGAGAAGAAAACGCUGCAGAACAUUUGCAUGAAAUUACCGCGAAUCUGUUCUCAUUUCUUUUCCCCCUUUCAUUCUACACACAAGAGACAGUUCAAAGUACUUUUUCUAAGAGUUUAAUCCACUCUUUCUACUUUCAUUGCGUUUCCCAAGUUUGGGGUUUGCCCUUUAGGCAUUAAGCAUGUAAUGCGCCUGAAUUCUUUCCUCGCAAAACUUUCCUUUUAUUUUGGUUAAUCAUUUGACGUUUAUAAAAAGUCUUAAACCUGUUUUCACAGCGGAAAACAUUGUCCUGGUUCAUCAGGAUCUCGUAAUGACAAGGUUUUAACUAGUUUCAUGUGUUUUCAAAGCAUGAGCAAUUGUUACUAACAAUAAAUAUUUUUUGUUUUUUCAAAAUUGAACUUCAGACUUUUCAAAGUACGAAUACAAGCAAUUCUCUCUGUUCACUCAAAACAAUUACAAACACGUACGUGAUUGAACUAGAGGAGGAGGAAAACUUUUAGUAGGCGAUAUGAAUUGUUUCUUCACCACAAAUUGGCACCCAGGAAGGAAUGUUUUCCGUUUUUUCCGGCCCCAUUAAACUAUAUGAUCAGUUGUGGGUUUUAGAGCUUUCAAAUGUUUUUUUUAUCCAUUACGUGUAAUGGUUUAAAAGUGGUCUGUCAAGUCGCACUUGAUUAAGCGUUAUACACUUUAAAAAAGACCCCAAACGCUAAAGCAACUUUGUAAAGACAGAUUUCAAAAUAACUAAAAUGGGAGCGGGGGUGUGAGGAGUAGGGGGGGUUCAGAAUAGAAAUAUUAUGUUAAUAGCCUUCUUUCUUUUUUAACGACAAAUGAAAAGUUGUUCUUUUUUCUUCAUUUAUUCUUGUUGGUAGACUUGGAAGGGCAAAUUGCCACCAAAGUUGUUUAAUCAGAGCACAUUCAAGUACUAGAAACGAACAUGACCCGCAGCUUCAAUCCCUUACUUCGAUAUGCCAGUCCAAAAUACAAAUUUAUUAAUGAAAAGAAAGACUUCCACAAAUUUAGCUUAAUGUGAGACCGUCAGAAAAGAAUAUUUAAUUCCCUCGUUUAACCUCCAAUUUCAAACUGAAAAAAUUCGUUGUGGUUUGCUCAGCCUCUAUUUGAUCAGGUGUAAAUUCUAAUUAUAUUAAAAUAUUUUAACUUCCGAGUAUUUAUCAUUUAAGGGUGUACGCCUGGAUUGUGUACGUACACACGAAUGUAGUGUCAAGGAAUUUCACGCCCUUAGACAGUUCAUCUGUUCUCACGUAAUGAUACCAAGGUUAAAUAUAUUUUAUUUGAGAAAUGCAGGCUUAUAAAAAGCCAACAAGGAGCAAUGUAUCGACCACGUUUUAUUUAGUGAAAGAAGAAUGUCUUGUUUUAUUUAGUGUGCGUGAGGUUUGAGAUCGCGUGUUUGUUUGUAUGUCGAGACAGCGCGCUUGACCUCCGUUUUGCGUGCAUUUGUUGUAUGAUGUGUCUCCUUUUUAUAUUGUAUUUAUUAGGACCUGAAACUCUCCAGAGAAAACUACUUAAGACCUUUCCCGAAAGUCACGCUCACGCAAAAAGGCAGGAUCUUGCGUCAAACUUGAUCGUAAUGCUAACACAAAACCUCCGAACUUCAUUAUUGACUUUUAUUUGAGUAGCAAUACUAACUUUUCCACCUAAACCUUCUAAUCGAGCUUUCGUUAUUUUUCUGCUUCUUAUCUUUUCAAAAUGCUAUUGCUACUCAACGUAAAUCGCCACUGGAUACAAAACAAACAAAACACUAGACAACAAUUGAAUUCCACUUGUUUCGCAGGCGCCAUUUGCAAUUUAACGGCACUGGAUGUUUAUUUAUUUAUUUUCCUUUUUCAAUAGGUGUGGUUUAAAAACCGACGCGCCAAAGUUCGACAACAGAGCAAAGGGGAACCCAAACCCAAACCCAAGCCGAAAGCGCCAACUGUAAGUAAAGAUUCCUCACAGGCGGGCCCAUCACCAUGCAGGUACGCCAGCUGUGGGAAUAUCUGGAGCCCGGCGCACGACUCCGUAAGGCCCAUGCCCACGUACCCCUCUCAUGCUGUCAUUAACAACAGCAUGGCAAUGUCUACUGCAAGUCCUUCCUUCAUGCCCCCACCACCACCUCCUCCGUAUUACUGCUCAAGUCCAAACGGUGGAUCCUACAUGCCCUUAGAGCAUGCGCAUAUGCAUCCAAUGGCGCCAAGAUAAAGCUUUAGUUGUACGUCUAUGGGAUCGUUUUAAAGGCACAAAACCUCGUACAGGCUGGAAACGCGUAUAAAGCAGAAGAAAAAAAUUACGUUACAUACCAGGUUUUUGAUAAAACCAAUUAGUUUAGAUAAAUAGCUUAUUCUGGAAUACAAUUCCCUGACAGUAAUCCUCGCAUUGUCUUCAAGAAAAGGAAAACUUGUUUGCCAUUUAAUACGAUUCAAAUGGCAGAGUAUCGAUUCUUCCGAAACGCAUUUAAGGAUCAGCAUGCUAGCUUUGUUCUUGGAAUCCUCUAAAAGCUUCGUUUUAAUGAAACUAAACCUGUUUUUCUUUGGAAUUAUCUCGCAAAACCUUUUAGGAUUUCAUGAAAGUCUUUCUGUGAGGUAGAGCAUUAUCUGAAGUAAUGAGAACGCUCGUUCGCUUUUGAACCGCAAGAAUGCAUAGUCCGUUGCUUUAUCGCACGAAUGUUAAGAAAAUACAUUGCACCGAGUUGUUGUUUAUGGGCUAAAAAUUACAUAUUUCCUAAACGUUUGCCUAAAAAGAUACCGUAGUGUGAUUUACUUCUUGUCUUAGUUGUUUUCGUUUGGUAAGUGUUUGGUGUUACUUUACAUGAGUUUUUGAAUAGAUUCAACCCAAUGGACUUUCUAAGCUGGACCCUUUGACGCUAGUAGUUUCCGGCUGUCGUACGUAGCAGUCAUUUGUUAUUGUACCUUGUUCUUCAGUGAUCAUUUUGUCGUCGAAAAUGACUCUGUUUAACCUUCCAGUCCAAGGUUUAACGUUCAAUCAUCUUUGCAGAGUAAUACAUGAUUUUAGUUCUUGGAUUCUAAGCUUUAGAUUUGAAAUACUUGCUCGGCAACGUGCAAUUUAGUAUUCAAACAAUCAGUUUUCAAGUAAAAAACCUGUCCAGCGUGAUUAAAGGUUUUGCAGGAGAUUUCUUCCUUUUGAAUAGUCACACAUUGCGGUUUCAAGUGCAAAUCCUAAAGUUUGUCAAACAACAUUUAACAGCCUAAUAGUAUGAAAUACUUUCUUCGAUUUUCAACUGAAUGCUAUUUUCUCAUAUUUUUUUGCCUGGAUUUUCACAUCUUUCGCUCAAUGUUCGCAUUUCACUUAAAGGUUUUUAAUGUAGAAAUCAGAAUUUAUGGCCAAAUAGCUAUGUAUGAGUAAAGUAACUUCGUUAUCUAUAUAAAACUUUUUUUCCUGUAUCAGUCAUUCAUUUGCAUAUUUCCUUUUUAUUAUUUUUAGUAACCAAGAUAUUAUAAUAUCUUGUUAUUACAUAAUGAAUACAUGCCACUCUAUAUCUUGUACUUAUUUAGCUAGUUUCGAUUGCUUCACUAACGGUAUUUUACAUAAAGUCUUUUCAACCUGGGGCUUUACAGAACGUUACUAUAAAGUAAAACAUAACCUCAUAUAAUAUAUUGUUGAUAAAUUCUUCGAUUCCAGCUAACGUGUAAAUAGUUACCUAAAGUUUGGUGUAAAACAUGGGUAUAUAAGAAAGCUAUCUUGUGAUGCGAGUGCAAUCUAAUUAUUAAGUGUACAAAUAAUUUUAGGGCCAAACUAGUCUAGACUAUUCCUUCAAGCUCUGAUCAGAGCAUACACGACUGAAAUUGUCACCUUGCGCAAGUUUCUACAGUUAUUUGUUGGGAAGUUUAAAUUUCUUGAGGAUCUGCGAGUAAAGGGGCUAUUGGGUU
This is a messenger RNA of Pocillopora meandrina, 14046 nucleotides long. The record is from the annotation of a GenBank genome assembly. Lineage: Eukaryota; Metazoa; Cnidaria; Anthozoa; Scleractinia; Pocilloporidae.